CCCAGACUCAGACUAAACACACAAAGACUGAAGCUGAAUCUGAUGGCAGAAUGCUGCUGCAGCCUGUUUGGAACUUCCUGCUGGGGCACGCCUCCCUCCUGCAUUCACCUUUCUUCCCCGUUAUCUUCUCCUUGUCCGUCUACCUGUCCUUCUGCCUGCCCUUUCUACUCCUGGACCUGCUGUCCACCAGGUGGGCCCUGGUGCGCAGGUACAAGCUGCAGCCUCAGAGCUCCGUCAGCUGGGCCUCGAUGUGGAGCUGCCUGGCUUUGACGAUCUACAAUCACCUGGUCUUCAUCUUCCCGCUAACAGUGAUGCACUGGUACCUGAGGCCCAUCCACCUGCCCGAGGAGGCCCCGUCCCUGCCCCACCUGCUGGCUCAGGUGCUGGCUUGCCUGCUGCUCUUCGACUCCCAGAGCUUCAUCUGGCACCUGCUGCAACACAAAGUGCCCUGGCUCUACCGCAACUUCCACAAGGUGCACCACACCUACACCUCUCCCUUCGCCCUCACGGCGGAGUACUCCGGAGUCUGGGAGACUCUCUGCCUGGGUUUCUUCGCCACCGCCAACACCGUCCUGCUGGGCUGCCACCCGCUCACUGAGCUGGCUUUCUUCGUCGUGAACAUCUGGCUGUCAGUGGAGGACCACUGCGGCUACGACCUACCCUGGGCCACUCACCGCCUGGUGCCGCUGGGGCUGUACGGCGGGGCCCGCCACCACGACCUCCACCACCUCAAGUCCAAGUGCAACUACGCCCCCUACUUCACCCACUGGGACUGGCUGGCAGGGACGUUGUGCACACAACACGACUGAGAGUUUCUGCACUGAUGGAGAAAACUGAUUUCAGAACCAAUCAGUAAGUUUCAGACCGGAACGAAAAGUUUCUGAACUGAAAGAGACAUUUUUUAAACUGAACAAGAGGUUUGAAAACUAGCUAAACAGACUAGUUUCUAAACUAAAGAUGAGGUUUUAAAACUGCCUGUAAGAUUUCUGAACUGGUACAGAAGUUCUGAACCAGGUAAAUGUUUGAACACAUCAAAAGUUUUCUGAAUGGGUCCUGAAGUGGUUGGGAAGGUUUUUCAAGUCUUCCAGAGGUAUCUGAUCUGGUCUAAAGCUCAGAUGAAGACAUUUCUGUGGCUGGCUGAUGGGCUGCAGAAAUCUCCACUGUAGGACGUCUUUUAUAUUAAAAGACUGACACUAUAUACUAUUUACACACUUUAUCUAUUUUUUUUUCCAUGUAUUUAUUUCAGAACUUCAACCAGAACUGAUUAAAUUAAUGAGGCCUGUUUGACUUGAUCUGUUCACACUGCAAAGUGUUCGUCAUAAUUUUGUCUAAAAUCCUCAUUUACUUACAACACGUAGAUGUAGAAACUCUUCUCAAUGAAAUCAACUUGUUUGAAGAGAAAUGUUUUGGUGUGUUGACACUGAACAGAAUGAUUAAUUGACUGCAAUCAAGAAAAUAACACUUGAAACUUGACUUGUGGAAAAGGAGAUUUUUGUAGUGUAACAUUGAGCACUGAAGAAUUAUGUGCAUGUGCUGCUAUGCGGCAUUAAGAUGACAUAUUAAAGAUCAUCUUCAUCGCAUCAGAAAAAAAUGUUCAUAUUGAACAAUCAUGCAAAAUGUUGAACGCCAUGCUUUUAUUUGAAUUUUCUUUUAUUAUAUUCAUGUUGUGAUAUUUAUCUAAGACGGAUCAAAGAAGGUCAAAUGACUGAACUGUGAAGGUGUGAAACUGAAGCUGCUUUAGAAGGUGAAGAGAGUAAAUCAGUGAGUUGAUGCAUGUUUGUGGAUGAAGAUUGAUGAACAGGAGGAAAAUGUGACUUAAUGAAAUGUGAAAACAGUAUUUUUAUUACUCUGAUCUGAGAAUACACUUUGUGAAGAAAAGCUAAAUAUUUGUGUCUCAUUUUGUUCCACAUUUCCCACAAAUUUGAGUUGUGCUCUUUUCAGUGUGACACAUGAUAGAGCGACGACUGUCCCAGCUGGUUAAACUGGAACACUUAGAGACGUUUCCAUUCAUGCAGGAAGACACUGUGAUGUCAACGUCCAUAUGAGCUGAAACUGAUGUUUCAGGAAAGACAGCGUUGUUUCAGAAUCUGUCUGGUCAGAGUGCCCGACAUUGUGACCUGAAUCAAAUUAUUUCCUUGCUGUAAUAAACCACCUCUCCCACUUACACAGCACUUGUAAAGUGUGUGUGUUGUGUUAGAGUAAUGACUCACACUGCUGCACAAACACACACUUAUUGUUCCUUCAUCUUUUUAUUGCUUUGUGAUUUUUCUGCCACCCUGAAUGUCAAACCACUCUGAGUCAUUUAUGAAGCUUCCCACACUAAGGGCUGUAGAUUUGCCUCUGCAUGAUUGCAGAAGGAGAUGAACAGGGAUCUGAAAUGAUGGAUGCAGCUAAAUGUCUCUGAGUUCAUCCAGAAGGUUCUGAGGUGCUCAGAAGAAAAAGCUUCUACAGUGUUCGGGAUGUUUGUGAACAAUGUUUCUUGACUGAUGAGGAGGGUCCAGAAUCGAUUGUGAGACUAUGAACUGAUCUAAAAAAAUCUUUUCUGAACUAAUCAAGAGGUUUCUGAACUCAUCCGAACUCUCUGACUUAACUGUAAAGGUGAGGAAAAGAAACAACAUGCUUUGUUAUAUUAAUAUUUAACAGUGUGUGUAAAUGUGUAGUGUCUCCUCACAUGUGUUAUUUGAUAAAUGACUCUUUGUUCUGUGUGUGUUUGCACAGGAAGUGUGUGUUUGCAGUGAUCAAAUAUAAAACUGAACUUGAAGAUUAA
Molecule: messenger RNA, 2767 nt
Organism: Chelmon rostratus (copperband butterflyfish)
Lineage: Eukaryota; Metazoa; Chordata; Actinopteri; Chaetodontiformes; Chaetodontidae
Gene: ch25h
Product: cholesterol 25-hydroxylase
Exons: 2
Coding region: 51-809 (252 amino acids)
Biological process (GO): cholesterol metabolic process; sterol biosynthetic process
Molecular function (GO): iron ion binding; C-4 methylsterol oxidase activity; steroid hydroxylase activity
Source: RefSeq, a predicted model, not a curated record